Molecule: messenger RNA, 387 nt
Organism: Oikopleura dioica
Lineage: Eukaryota; Metazoa; Chordata; Appendicularia; Copelata; Oikopleuridae
Source: the annotation of a GenBank genome assembly
AUGUCCGAAGAUGUCCUGUUAUCCGACUCGGAGUCAUUUCAUUCGGGCUUGAGUGAAAAAGACUUAAAGGAAAAUGACUAUGACGACGAAGCAAAAUACAUUCGAGGCUCUUCUUUCGACAUGUUCGAAUUCGAAAGAGUGGAUCAGCGAGGCCGCACGCCGCUGCAUAUUGCUAUCUCCCUAGGACAUUUUGAAAUUGGUAUUUGGGAGGCUGACCAAGCUGACAAGAAUAUGUUCGGCCGAACGAACAACAUCCUCGCCGGAUACUCGAACAAGGCAGUUCUCGCCCUCCCAGACAUUCCAAUGCUCGAAGGCUGCCGUAAAGCAGCAGUGGACCGUCAAGUCGCUGUUAGUAUUCUUUUUAGAUUCGUCGCACUUUUUCCAUAA